Molecule: messenger RNA, 3950 nt
Organism: Calypte anna (Anna's hummingbird)
Lineage: Eukaryota; Metazoa; Chordata; Aves; Apodiformes; Trochilidae
Gene: PGM2L1
Product: phosphoglucomutase 2 like 1
Exons: 13
Coding region: 1-1602 (533 amino acids)
Biological process (GO): carbohydrate metabolic process
Molecular function (GO): intramolecular phosphotransferase activity; glucose-1,6-bisphosphate synthase activity
Source: RefSeq, a predicted model, not a curated record
AUGGAAAAACUGGGGAUCUACAAGUAUCUUGAGAGGUCUUUUUCAGACUUUAAGCAGAGAGGCUUUGUUGUUGGCUAUGACACACGAGGUCAGGAGAUCAGCAACUGCAGCAGUAAGAAGCUUGCCAAGCUCACUGCAGCUGUCCUGCUGGCUAAGGAUGUCCCUGUCUACUUCUUUUCCACCUAUGUCCCCACACCAUUUGUGCCCUAUGCUGUUCAGCAGCUGAAAGCUGUGGCUGGGGUGAUGAUCACAGCAUCCCACAACAGGAAGGAGGACAAUGGGUACAAGGUCUACUGGGAAAAUGGAGCACAGAUCACCUCUCCUCAUGAUAAGGAAAUCAUAAAAUGUAUAGAAGAGUGUGUGGAACCAUGGAAUGGCUCUUGGAAUGAGAAUUUAGUAGACACCAGUCCCCUGAGACAGGAUCCUCUGAAGAAAAUUUGUGAUUGUUACAUGGAGGAUCUGAAAAAGAUCUGUUAUCACAGGGACCUGAACAUGCAAACAAAUUUGAAGUUUGUUCAUACCUCCUUCCAUGGAGUGGGACAUGACUACGUGCAGUUGGCUUUCCAAGCUUUUGGCUUUCAACCCCCCAUUCCAGUACCUGAACAAAAAGAUCCAGACCCAGACUUCUCCACUGUCAAAUGCCCAAACCCUGAGGAAGGAGAAUGUGUGCUGGAGUUGUCACUGAGGCUUGCAGAGAAAGAAAAUGCUAGAGUAGUAGUGGCCACUGAUCCAGAUGCAGACAGACUAGCAGUGGCAGAACAGCAGGAGAAUGGCUGCUGGAAAGUGUUCACUGGCAACGAGCUUGCAGCUUUGUUUGGCUGGUGGAUGUUUUCUUCUUGGAAGGAAAACUGUCCUGAAGAUGCUGAUGUGAAGAAUGUUUACAUGUUGGCCACCACAGUCUCCUCCAAAAUUCUGAGGGCAAUUGCACUGAAAGAGGGAUUUCACUUUGAAGAAACACUCCCUGGUUUUAAAUGGAUUGGAAGUAGAGUGAAAGAUCUGCUAGAUAAUGGGAAAGAAGUUCUCUUUGCCUUUGAAGAGUCUAUUGGCUUCAUGUGUGGCACAUCAGUGCUGGAUAAAGAUGGUGUAAGUGCAGCUGUGGUCAUAGCUGAAAUGGCAACCUACCUGGAGGGCCAAAACCUAACACUAGCACAGAAACUCAUUGAGAUAUAUGAAAAGUAUGGAUAUCACAUAUCAAAGACUUCUUAUUUCUUGUGCUAUGAUCCUCCUACCAUCAAAAGGAUAUUUGAGAGGCUUCGGAACUUUGAUACCCCUCAGUCUUAUCCCAGGUUUUGUGGUGUUUACAAUAUCUUACAUGUAAGAGAUAUCACCACGGGCUAUGACAGCAGCCAACCCAAUCAGAAGUCGGUGCUGCCAGUGAGUAAAAGCAGCCAGAUGAUCACUUUCACUUUCCAAAAUGGUUGUGUUGCCACCCUUAGGACCAGCGGGACGGAACCAAAGAUCAAAUACUACGCAGAGAUGUGUGCAGUGCCUGAGCAGAGUGACAGAGCCAAGCUGGAAGAAGAACUUCAGAAGCUGAUUGAAGCUUUGAUUGAGAAUUUUCUGGAGCCUGAUAAGAAUGGACUCAUCUGGCGUUCUGCUUAGGUCUCCUCAAAGUGAAGUGCAGAGAAAGUGUCCCCAGGGCACAAAGGAACCAAGAAGAGAACUCAGUUCCAUUUCUGAGUGUGUGGGUAUGCAUGGUAAACAGCUACAUUUUUAUUCUAGAAAGAAGAAGCAUUCUUUUUGUCAGGUUGAUUUACCAAAGCCCAGGCUAAAAAAAAAUGGGAUAAGAAGAAGGAAGGAAGAGAAAAAAAGAGGGAAUUUAUCAAUUUCCUGGCUUUUUGACCAAAAGAUCCAGCAAGAAUUGAACUGCUAGAGUGGUUUUAAAACAGCUGAUCACAGAUCUUCUCUUAAAUUCAUUUCAGGUUCCCUUCUGUGUGAAAAGGUUGGAAAUUUGGGUAGGGGGAGUAUUUUGAAGGAAGAAAUUGCUCCAAACUGACAAAAAAAAAAACAAAAAACACACACAAAAAAAAAAACCCCUUUUGCUUCUUCCUAGCUGUUGUGUGUGAGUUCAGGUAUCCUUGUUACAGGUCUUAAUUUCCAAAACUGUUGAAGUAGAGCUCAGUGCUUAGCAUUUCUUCUUUAGGUGAGUUGUUCAAGAGGACAAUUUUCAGCUGCUUGAGUAGCCUGCUGAUGUUUAAAGGUGCUCUUGGUGCUUUGUAGCUUUCCUGUGUGGAUCUUAAAUUUCCCUGACACUGAAACACUGGUGGCAACACGUGCAGUUCCACUUGCAGGCUGGGUUUUUAAUUCCCUUGCUGCUUUUCCAAGGCUUCCAAAGGAAUAAAAACAUCUUCAUUCCUUGAAAUUGCCCAUUCUAACUACCACAGGGUUUAUUUUUGCCUCACUUCUCUGAAGUAUUUUAUUUUUAUUUAAAUAAAAGCUUCAGCAAUUCAAUAACUGGUGUAAAAAUUCCAAUUAGUGACUUUUGGUUUUGAUGGCUUGAAUUCCUACUCUCUCUUUUAAUAAAUAAUAAUAAUAAAUAAUAAUAAUUCCUCCACUGUUUUAACAAGCAGACAAUGGAGGUGAGACAGUGACAUCCUUAAUUUAGUUAUUUUUCUGCUAAAAUCCUUUUUGUCUGUGUCACAUCUUGUAAACUGAUAGGUAGCAGUUUGCAAACCUUAUUAUUCUUUAGGGCAAAUUUUAAAUUACUUCCCAAUAUCUGCUUCCUACCUUUGCUUAGGCAGAAAGUGAAACAGUUGAUCACUUUUUAUGAAAAACCAGACCAAUACAGAAAUUCUUAUGUAAAUACUUGGGAUUUCAGACAAUAAAACCCAUGUUUUAGCCCAGAAAAUAAUAACCCUGCUUAUUAGUGAACUGAGAAUAAUUCUUUUUCAUGUGUGCUUCCUUCAGAAUUGUGGUCUGGCCAUCUCCCAGCUCUCACUUUACAGUGAUUACAUAAAAAAAAAAGACAGAAAACAGCACUUUUAAUAUUAAAAGUUCCAUGGGAAGAGCCCAGGAAGCCCUGAAGUGAAAGCUGUUGUCUUGCCACUCUUGUUAAAUCUCUGUUUUGCCUUCAUCUUAUUAUAACCCUUAGAGCUUGAUGCCAUAGGAUUGCUCAGAGUGUGGUUUUGUGUGUGUUGCAUCUUAGGUGGCUUUAAAAAGCACCAAAGUUUCUGUGUCUGGUGUUUUUUUUUGGGGGGGUUUUGGGUCUUUCAUGCUGACAGAAGCUUUGCACUAUAACCAUGGAAAAGUAUUUUGCUGUCUUAUGAAUGUACAUGGACUGCAGAAGGGUCUGUGCUGCACAGGUAUUUAUUUAUUGUUAUUUUUUUUUUAAUUAUUAUUAUUAUUUUCAGAGAAAAACAGUUCCCAAUUUGCUUUGCAACUGAGUGGAAUGAACCUAAUGCCAAAAAUAUAUAUUUUUUUUUUUUUUUAAAUCUGUACAUUUGACUGAAACAGUGGGGAAAAUGGGUUAAAAGCAUUAAAAUAUCCUCAUUUAUUGUACAGGGCUGGAAGGGAUGGAGGCAUUUCUGAGUGCUGCUUUGUUCUCAGUUUUCACCCAACAAAUGCAGGUCUGCAUCCUGACUGCAAGGAAUUGGAAGAUUUAUUCCACUGAAACCUUAAAUGGUUUGGAUUUUGGUUUUAAAUAGCCUGCUAGGAGCUCAGAGGAAAACAAGGGACUUGGAGGAGAGUUUUGAGCAAAGGUAAACACUGUAAAAAAGCAAAGUGUGUGUGAUGAGGCCAGCUGGGUGUUUAUUGUAGCAGCUCCUUUUAGGAAUCACAUCCUGGGAGUUCUGUUUCUGCAGGAAUCUGCAACUUCCCAGGAAUAAAAUAAAAAAUAAUAAUAAAAAAGAAAGGCAAGUGUUACAAAUGCAGGCAAAACAUGAUUAUGUUUUCAAGGCAGCAUUCUUAGAAGUCAAUCACUGUUCAUGGGCUAAAUGUCUUUAAAAAUUAUU